This is a messenger RNA of Amphimedon queenslandica, 1568 nucleotides long. RefSeq lists its product as uncharacterized. NCBI's taxonomy places the organism in Eukaryota, Metazoa, Porifera, Demospongiae, Haplosclerida, Niphatidae. The record is from RefSeq and is a predicted model, not a curated record. Bases 95 to 1546 code for a protein of 483 amino acids. The transcript is spliced from 3 exons. Gene Ontology annotation, molecular function: nucleic acid binding. Gene Ontology annotation, biological process: DNA integration.
GGGGUGUGGUAGAUCAGGAAUAAAUUAAAAUUAAUGAAUUAAUUAAAGUGGGCUGGUCACAUGUAAAUUUAAUCCACAUACAUGGCGACAUAAUAUGUCGCAUUUGAGAUCUAAUGUAUGUGACACAGCUAUUGCUACUUUAAGGCAAUUACUUUCCGAUUUGGUGAUGUAUAACGAUGGAAGAAUCAUUCCAGAAGACAUUUUAGAGUCUUUUGAUCACUCACUUGGAUUUGUGAAUCGUGAGUUGCUGGUUUAUGACACCUUAGAGCCUGACUCUGGCAUGCAGCCUAUAAUCAGUCUAAUAGGAAUUUGUGUAUCUAUUGUCAGACAAAUGAUUAGCCAUCAUGGAUAUGCUCAGUCACAUAACAGUGUUUUACCCAGUUAUUGUGGUUUGAUAGGUCGUCCCAGUUUUAUUAUACCAUCUGAGCAGCUCUCUUUCCUCAUUGAACACAGGUUUACUGUUGUUCAAAUAGCCGAAAUGUUAGGUGUGUCUGUAAGAACAAUCAGACGAAGAAUGUCAUCAUAUGGGCUAUCAGUUCGUGAAAGUUAUUCUACUAUUACUGAUAAUGAACUUGACGAGAUUGUUCUUGGAAUUCAGCGCAACUUUCCAACUUGUGGCAAUAGUGUAAUGCAGGGACAUCUCCUUGCACAAGGAUACCGAGUACAACAACAUCGUGUUAGAGAUUCUCAGCGUAGAAUUGAUCCUGAUGGUUCGGUCUUAAGACGGUUAAGAGUUUUAAAUCGAAGAGAGUAUUCUGUAUCUGGACCACUAGCUCUUUACCAUAUAGAUGGAAAUCACAAAUUAAUUAGGUGGCGAAUAGUAGUACAUGGAUGUAUUGAUGGUUACAGUAGGAGAAUUAUAUACUUACAAGCACGUGAUAACAAUAAGGCAGCAACUGUUCUCCAAUUAUUUACUGAUGCUGUGUUAGAAUUAGGACUACCGAGCCGAGUACGGGCAGACAGAGGUGGUGAGAAUGUAGGAGUGGCUCAAUUUAUGUUGCAGCAUCCUUUGAGAGGUCCUGGCCGUGGAAGUUUUAUUAGUGGGCGUUCUGUGCACAAUCAAAGAAUUGAACGGUUGUGGCGGGAUGUCUUCCAAGGUUGUUUGGUUUUGUUCUAUCAUCUCUUUUAUGAAAUGGAAGAUCAAGGGAUUUUAGAUAUCAAUAAUGAAAUUCACAUAUAUAGCCUUCAUUAUGUAUUUUUACCUAGAAUCAACUUGGCUCUGUCUGAAUUCAAAGAAGCUUGGAAUCACCAUCCUCUUUCAAGCAUGAGUAAUUUGUCUCCAAUGCAGUUAUGGAUUGCAGGUAUAUCUCGCUCUCAAGCUCAGGAUAAUGUACACCAAGAUAAUGUUCCUCACUAUGGGAUUGAUUGGUCUGGACCUAUUCCAAAUGACAAUGAAGAGCAUGUUGACAUUCCUGAAAUAGAUAGCCUUUUGAACAGUCACAUUUUGUCUGUACUGCAAAACACAGUUUCACCAAUGCAAUACAGUUCAAAUUUUGGAAUUGAUUUGUUUUUGAAUACUUUAUACUUUGUUUAUCAUUAUCAUUAAUAAUAUUGAAUGAAAUCAAAAU